AUGUCUCAAAAAACAAAGAAGAAGCGCAUUCGAAACUGGACCGCCGAAGACCGAGCUGUCCACCGAGACUUCGAGAAGUCGCGUCGGGAAGCCUUCAGUGAAAGCCUUACGGAGUUGACUGAGUUGCUUCCAACACUUAAGCCAGAGCCGCGUCCCUCCAAGCACGCUAUUGUUGAUGCGAGCAUUGCCUAUCACCGUGCCCAGCACGCUAGGUAUCUUCAAGCUACGCAGGCAGUGCAAUCCUUGAUGACCGAGCGCGACGAUCUUCUGCGAGAGGCCGGUAGAUCCCGCUAUGUUAGGGAUGCUGGGGGGAAGCUUCCAGUUGUCGAUCCUCUGGCUGAAGACCAGGACUCCAGCGAGCAGCAGCCGGUAGCCUCUCGGCAUAUGGGUGGUUCUCCGUUGGCAAGCGAUCGACUAGGCCAGCCUCCCUCUACUGUGCCGCAGGUAUCAGCUCCCGUAUUCCGUGAUCAGGGGCCUGACACUCAGGUCUCUGAUACUUUGGAAACGGGUGUCGGUGUGGUAGAUCUACCGGAAUGGGCGUGGGACCGCCCGCCUAAAGUUUCACAUCAACUUUCCUUUCCUUCAAAUAUCGCCGAUGAUGCGGGUCUUCUAUGGAACCAGCACCAGGUUAUCUCAACCACUACACCUCCACAAGAUGUGGACCCAAGUCGUGACAUUGGACCUUCGCAUCUUGUUGACAACUCGGCACUAUUCUGGACCCAACAGGUGGGAAUGCUGAAUGAUACACCACCUAGAGACGAUGGCGUGCAUUACGAAAGCCCGGAGACGACUAUUUGGCCCUUGCAGCAUCUAAGUCUGAAUGUAUUGCCAGAAGAGGCCCACCAGGCUACCAUGGAUCAAAUGCAGCAAUCAACAAUUUCAUUCAGCUCAGAUCCAAAAAGUCUAUCUAUAUCCAUGGGACAAAUUGCAGGCAACGACCUAGAAAAUCCUUCUGCAACCAUGUGCUAA
Messenger RNA from Penicillium canescens, 969 nucleotides. Its product is annotated as basic helix-loop-helix domain-containing protein. Lineage: Eukaryota; Fungi; Ascomycota; Eurotiomycetes; Eurotiales; Aspergillaceae. The coding region runs from base 1 to 969 and encodes 322 amino acids. The transcript has 3 exons. The record is from RefSeq and is a predicted model, not a curated record. Gene Ontology annotation, molecular function: protein dimerization activity.